AUGGCUCGUCUGAGCAGUGAUUCGCCAAAGUCCCAGAGCACCCGUGCCUCCACUCAGGUCAGGACGCGGAAAGCAACCACCGCAGCUUACUCGCCCAAUCGCCGGUCUGACGUUGUGCGAGCAUGGCAAAAGCUCCUUCGUCUGCGCUCACCAAUGCUCUACCUUGACGAACGCUUCCGCUUCCCGGCUUCGCCCUCCGUCCCAACCUUACAUUUCGGGCUGGGCUUCACGGAAGAAAACAUCUUCCACUGCGCCCGCAAACAUCAGCUACUUGAGUCGCCCUACGAUGAAGAGCAAGACGAUCCGGAGCAGGAGAACUGUCGCAUCUUCGUGGUCUUGAUGCAGGUCAAGACAUACCUUGAGCGGAAACUGAAGCGCGAGCUGUUCAUGCAGCCAGCCAUUAGCCCCGGAUACUUGGGCGUUUUCUCCCUCUAUUCAAACUUCACGAGGGAGAAGUUGUACCGGCCGAUGAAGGAGGGCGAGAUUCUGGCUACGCUGCGUCGCGAACUGGAUGUGCGGAAGCCGGCGGAGUGGUAUUGGGACGGCGAUCAUGGACUAGGCUACGUGUGCAAAUACGCAGAGUUCAACCCAUGA
Peniophora sp. CBMAI 1063 is the source of this 594-nucleotide messenger RNA. NCBI's taxonomy places the organism in Eukaryota, Fungi, Basidiomycota, Agaricomycetes, Russulales, Peniophoraceae. The record is from the annotation of a GenBank genome assembly.